GACCUCAGAGGAUCAGAUCAGAGGAUCAGACCAGGUUCACACCGAGACCACAUCACUGGAAGUCAGCGGACAGAGAAGAACCAACACCAGAGACCCAGAGAACUUCACUUCAGCCUCCAAACCUGAGCUGACGGUGUUUCCAGGUGUUUCCAGGUGUGCGUGGCGGGGACAGUGAGCAGCAUGGCGGUGGGCCUGCAGGUUGUGGGUCUGCUUCUGGGCGUGGUGUCCUGGUGUCUGCAGUCCAGCUGCACCUCCUCUCAGGUGUGGAAGGUGAGGAGUCAGCUGGAGUCGGUGAGCAGCAGUCAGUGGCAGUUUGAAGGUCUGUGGAUGAGCUGCGCCGCCACGUCACUGGGAUCCCUUCAGUGCAGCCGGUUCAAGACGGUGCUGGGACUGCCGGCUCACCUGCAGGCCUGCAGGGCUCUGAUGAUCCUGUCCCUGCUGGUCGGUCUGGCCUCCAUCGUCGUCUCCGUUCUGGGACUCAAGUGCACCAAGAUCGGCAGAACCUUGGAGCACGCCAAAGACCAGAUGGCCCUGACCGGAGGAGUCCUGUUCAUCCUGUCCGGUGUCUUCACUCUGAUCGCAGCGUCCUGGUACGCCGCCAGAGUCAUCCACGACUUCUACAACCCGCUGUACGGAGGAGUCAGGUUCGAGCUGGGUACUGGUCUGUAUCUGGGCUGGGCGGCGUCCUGUCUGGCCAUACUGGGAGGGUCUCUGCUCUGCUGCUCCUGCAGGAAGACGUCCUCCACCGCCGCUGCUGCACGGCAGUUUACGUACAACUUGUCCACUACGAGUCGAGGACAGAAGAUCUACAGAGCGGCUCCGGCCUCAGACAGCAGCAGCUCCAAAGCUUACGUCUAAACCUCUUCAACACUUCCUGUCUGAUGUAACAGCGAAGCGCUGAGCGCGACCACGUCACGAUCCAAUUCAACAUGACGUCGCUGGAUUUGAAAGAAUCCUCUGAUUUUUUUUUUUUGUGAAAGCAAAAUGAAAUGUUUAGUUUUAGGAGUUUUAUUGUGAAGGGCACUCGUGUUUUGAUCGCUGCGUGAAUCUUUUUGUUCUGUUGAUGUCGCUGAGAUCUCAUCACUUCAAAAGAUUUCCACACCAUCCGGCUCGUUCCACCUCAGGAGUUUUAUUUUGAAAAUGUUGUAAAUAAAUGUUUCCUGAAUCUG
Sebastes umbrosus (honeycomb rockfish) is the source of this 1169-nucleotide messenger RNA. RefSeq names its product claudin-7-like. Gene Ontology annotation, molecular function: structural molecule activity. The record is from RefSeq and is a predicted model, not a curated record. Gene Ontology annotation, biological process: bicellular tight junction assembly; cell adhesion. Bases 181 to 858 code for a protein of 225 amino acids. Gene Ontology annotation, cellular component: plasma membrane; bicellular tight junction. NCBI's taxonomy places the organism in Eukaryota, Metazoa, Chordata, Actinopteri, Perciformes, Sebastidae. The transcript is spliced from 6 exons.